AGUCGGCCGUAGAGUACGACCAAUGAAUUAAGAGCGAUAUCUCGUUUCGAAUCUGAUCAGAUCCUCUUUUUCCUUGUCGGUCCUUUGAAUGGAAAUUAGUAUCUGAUAGCAAGAUAAAUGAGAGAGGGACUAACUAACAUUACUAUCUUUUGACGUAAAGCAAUCAGGAGCGACCCAAGGAAGGGARGAAUAGGAUCUACGCGCUACAAAUAUUGGUCUAUUGUUUUAUAGAAGCCGAGUUUUUUUUUUUUCUCUCUCUAAAAAACCCACUAAAUCGUCGUUGCUUUUGUCUUCUUGUAGACGGGAACAGCCACAUCUUGAACCGCACACGUUUCGCCGAAAAAGCUCGAGUAGUUUAACUUUUUUUCGAAGCUGCAAUGUUCCUAUCAUUCACGUUGCUUUUUAUUAUAAUUUCCUUUUCAAAGCAAGAAAAAUUGUCGAAAGUGGUGGAGACUACAAGCGGCCCUGUACGUGGACACGGCGUCUCAAUUCCUAAGAAUAAGACUGUUUAUCAGUAUCUAGGAAUCCCUUAUGCCAAACCUCGUCGUUUUGAAUACCCAACACAGGAAAACUGGACUGAAAUCUUAAACGCCAAUCAGUAUGGAAAGCCUUGCCCACAGGCGAGUUCUCCUUAUGGAAUACAACGUCUUGAAGAAGCGAGCGAAGACUGUCUUAACCUAAAUAUUUUUGUCCCUGAUUCUAAGGGAAAAAACUUGACUGUAAUAGUGUAUAUUGGAGGGCUGUUGUACAGUUUUGGGAAAGCAAAUGGAACGAGUUUUGAUCCUUUGGCCGUUGCCUCGAAGGGAGAGGUGAUUGUUGUAUCUCUGAAUUAUCGUCUUGGAAUCUUGGGUUUUUUUAGCGCAGGGGUUGAAGUUAUUAAGGGCAAUUAUGGACUUGCAGAUCAAAUUGAAGCUUUGAACUGGUUACAAAGAAAUAUUCAAAGGUUCGGCGGUAAUCCUGAUGACGUCACAGUGGUCGGUCAUUGGUCGGGAGCCAUGAGUGUUGGUCUGUUACUUGUCUCUCCCAAGGCUCACGGUUUGUUCAAUCACGUGAUACUGAUGAGUGGUUCUCCAUUGUCUUUGACAGCCACUUUAGACCACGUGACAGCUGUAGAGCGCGCCAGGAAAAUAAGUGAGGAACUCAAAUGUACGAACCGUUCCAAUCUGAAAGCAUGUUUGCAAUCAAAGUCUGUCGCUGACAUCAUCUUGGCUCAAGCAAAGAUUCAAAACGUCCCAAUCUUGUCACCAUUUGCCCCAGUGGUGGAUGGARAAAUCUUGACAGACUCCCCCGAUGUGCUGUUCAAGAAAAGCAAUCAAAUCAAAGUGAAGAGUGUCAUGGUAGGGAUUGUUGAAGAUGACGGAGCAAUAUUCUUAUCACCUUCUUUACCAGGUUUGGCUAACAACAUAGGAUCAGUAAGCCAAGGCAUCAACCAAUCUGUAUUACAUUACGUCAUCAAGUCCAAUAUACUGACAAACACACCGCCACCAGCAGAAAGACUCAUUAGCCACAAGUACAMCAACUGGAAAAACCCUGAAGACCAAAUGGCAAAUAAACAACAACUUAUUAACGUAUAUACGGACGCUUCAUUCAGUGCGCCGGCGUUACGACUUGCCCAGCUUGUCUCACUUCAAGGGAUUUCAACAUAUUUCUAUCACAUCCAGAAGAGUGCAYUGAAUACCACUUUGCUACCCAGCAUUCCAAUGGAGAAGGGCGUUGCUUAUGGUAACGAUGUGCGCCUGCUGUUUGAAAGCGAGUUUACUGAUGAGAGCAURCGCAGUGGUGGAGCAGGGGGAAUUGUGGGUCAAGCAUUUAGGAUGUUGAUGGAGUUUGCAAAGAAGGGUAAUCCAACGCCCCCAAGUAGUCAUUCACCACUCAAAUGGCCGACGUACGCACCUAAUGACCAGUAUCUUUCCAUUGGGAAGUCAAAUAUCUCGGUACAAUCAAAGUUUCUUUCCGAUCGCAUUGCAUUCUGGAAUGAACUGUUGCCUUCCAUGAUGUCACAGUCAUUAACAAACACUCCCAAGCCACCUUUGUCUACAACCACGAGUAGACCUGACAAUGGAGAUGWCUGCGUCCCCAAGAAAGAAAAAACCACCAAGGCUCUGACAGCUGUGGUCGCUGUCAUGGCUAUYGUCAUCGUUGUCAUGCUSGCAAUCAUCGUCUACCAGACCAGAAUGCUUAGCAAACGUCCAAAUGCGCCACCGUCACAACCAGAGCAUUAGCUAUUCUGCAAAAAAGAACUAGGCCAAGUUAUAAACUAUACAAUUUAUAGUUUAGAACUGAUUAUUGAAAUUUAGUYUAAGUGCGACCGGGCACACAUGGCGGUUAUCAUCCGAGGUCCCGUCCAUACGCAUCCGAAUUUUUUCAAAAGAAGCGAUUUUUUUUGAAAUUCGUUUACAUGUGGACGRGGCGUGAAUGUAACGAGUUACUACGCGUACACUGUACGACAUGCCAUAGUAUUUAUAUGGCUUUCCAUUCACUGUCUUUUUACUGUGACAACCUUCGAAACAACUGCAGUGUAUCGUUAUGGCGGCUCAUAUGAUUUAUUUUUUGAAYACAAAAAGACGGAAAACACUGGAUUAAGGGAUAUAAUAGUAUAYAGUGAAACAUAAAAUUGAAUGAGAACCCCCAAGAUAAUCCUUUUUGAGUUUGUGCGAGCAUAGCGCGUCGAGCAAAUACUACAGAAGAUAACGUUAACGUCAAAAAAAUCAYGUAAAUAAAUAGAUUCCUUACCAUGAA
Messenger RNA from Actinia tenebrosa (Australian red waratah sea anemone), 2739 nucleotides. RefSeq names its product acetylcholinesterase. NCBI's taxonomy places the organism in Eukaryota, Metazoa, Cnidaria, Anthozoa, Actiniaria, Actiniidae. The record is from RefSeq and is a predicted model, not a curated record.